Molecule: messenger RNA, 2257 nt
Organism: Cyclopterus lumpus (lumpfish)
Lineage: Eukaryota; Metazoa; Chordata; Actinopteri; Perciformes; Cyclopteridae
Gene: rab25b
Product: RAB25, member RAS oncogene family b
Exons: 5
Coding region: 1158-1784 (208 amino acids)
Biological process (GO): exocytosis
Cellular component (GO): recycling endosome
Molecular function (GO): GTPase activity; GTP binding
Source: RefSeq, a predicted model, not a curated record
UUCUCACACAAACGUUAAUGAUUGAGUAUUUUUAGUGUCAAAUUCAAAAGAAAGCUUGAGAGAAUAUCUGAAAUCAAUCAGAUUUCCAUCAAUUGGCUACAUCAUGACCCCUUAAUAAAGCUCAGCAUUGUUCUGAAUGGCUUUAUGCAGCAUCCUCAUGUUGGUAGUAUGCUGAUUAAAAGAUUACAUUCCCAUUUCCAUGAUGAUGAAACUGGGAGUUACUCCAAUCCAUUGAGCAGCCUAAUGAUUGGCAAACAGUUCAAUCAUAGUUCAAAGUUUUAUUGAUUUAACAUCACUUCAAAUCCGUUGGAGGUUUAAUUUUGAUCCAUUAAAAGAUGAUUUGAUCUGCAUGUUAGUGUUUAGAGACACGCAUGGACAAUUAUAUUAAACAUUUUGAUGGCUCACUGAUAAAUAUUUAAGGAGUUAACCAUGACAUAAAAAGGCAUAUUAAUAUGUUAAGACUCCCGGUCGGAGUGACCUUGACCUCCGGAGGUCGAUGAGAUCGUCUCUAAAGGACGAUGAAAGAUGUUUGAUAAGAUAACUCAAAAUAUCACCUCCCAAAGUUAUAUAAACUACAAACAAAAGACAGAAUCUCUUCUUUUGAAAAUGAAUCUUACUAAAAUGACCACAGAGUCUAUUGUCACAUGUCUAUUGUUUCCAUUUGAAACAAUAGACAUGAGGAACUGAAGCAGACACUCAUCAGUCCGUUGCUGCAUUACAGAAAGCCCACGUGAACUCUGAUUCAGGGUGUUUUUUGUACUUUAUGAUGAUGAGCAGUGAGACCUGCUUCCUGCUUCCAGUCUGGAUCGGUCCAGCAGGAGGCGCCUGACGGCCCCUCAGUCGACCCACCUGUCCAACCUGCCCUGCAGUAAGACACACCUCUGCCCCGCCGCUCCCUGACAGAAGCCCCGCCUGCUGCAGCAGAACAGCGACCUGGAUACACUCGGCAUGUCUUGUUCAAACAAGCCAGCUUUCCAGCUCCGAUAGCGACGGGUAGAAAGCUGGCGACCGGCAUUCACGUGUCAAAACAUUUCCCUGAAGCCCGAUCGGAGGAGGAGGCUGUGUUGUGGUGGUGAGUCCGUGUCGUCUUACAUCCCCACCUCAUCAGCCUGGAGACGGCAGCAAACUGAGGGGCGGCACCACUGAAUGGACAGAACAUGGGGUCAGAGGAGGUCUACAACUUUGUCUUCAAGGUGGUUCUAAUUGGAGAAUCUGGGGUAGGAAAGAGCAAUCUGCUGUCCCGCUUCACCAAAAAUGAGUUCAACCACGACAGCCGCACCACCAUCGGGGUGGAGUUCAGCACACGGACAACGCAGCUCAGCGGCUUCACCAUCAAGGCCCAGAUCUGGGACACGGCCGGACUGGAGCGAUACCGGGCCAUCACCUCUGCGUAUUACAGAGGGGCCGUCGGAGCCUUGCUGGUCUACGACAUCACGAAGCACCUCACCUACGAGAGUGUGGAGCGCUGGCUGAAGGAGCUGUACGACCACGCUGACCCCCACAUUGUGGUCAUGCUGGUGGGCAACAAGACUGACCUGGAAUCAGAACGGUCGGUGCCCACCGAGGAGGCAAAGGACUUCGCAGAAAAGAAUGGUCUUCUGUUCCUUGAGACGUCUGCUUUGGAGUCCACUAACGUGGAGGCAGCGUUCAACAAUGUCCUAGCAGAGAUCCACAGGAAGGCCAACAGUAAGGAAGUGGUUCGGAGCGCCGUCAGCGCCGUGUCCUUGAACAGCUCCAGCACAGAAAACACCGAGCGGGGGAAACCCUGCUGCAGGAACAUCUGACCACAAGGUCCUGCAGGAGCCCCGGGGCCUCAGGGUGGGGCGGCCGGUGACCGCCACCCACAACCCUGUGCUGAGCAUGAGGAGAGGCGCACGGCAACCGUGGGGGCCAAUGUUAACGGUUUGGGCUUAAGUGAUGUCACUUGAUGUGGGCACGUUCAAAAGAUGAUUAAUAUAUGUGAAUUAAUGUAGCUGAAGUCCAACAUCAUUCUUUUAAGAGUCCCUGCUGACUAUUGAACAUAGGUCAAAGGUCGCACUGUGAGACCUGUAAGAUGACGUAUUUAUAAUCCAUGCACAGAAUUGGAGCACCGUAGAUGCGUCACGGCCUGUGUAAAUGUAAAUGAACGUGACUUAUAGUAAAUGAACGUGACUUAUAGUGUGUUGGUUGAGUCUGGCUGUCACUGCUGUGUCCGUGCUACAGCUGAUGAUCAGAAUGAUGCAAUUCUGUUGACAAAUAAAUGAUUUAUGGAGACCUA